AGUCUCUACAUUUCUCGCAGGGAAAGAUGAGAUGUGAGUAAAGAAUGGAAGGGCCACAGACAUCAGUAAUGAUAGAAGGUUUGUCGACUCUCGUAUGACUCACUCACAGUAGCAAGAACACGUGUGCGCGCCACUAUUUGUGUGUCGUUGUGACGACUGUUAUUUUUUUACGAUGGAGGGUGGCCUCUGUUUCGCCGUCGAUACGGAUCCCUGUGGAAGGAUAAGUACGAAGGUCGAGCGGAAAACCAGCAAGCCUUCAUCUGCGUCUGUGACCACGUCGGACGUGGCUGCAAAUCCAAAUGUCCCGGCGGAAAGCCACGCGCGCGUGCGGGACGAGAAGGGGCGGCCGGGCGAGGUGGCGAGCAGCACGUCAACUACGCCCGAGCGGUACCCUUUUCUGGAAAGAUUGCAGGUUGUGAAAAGCCAGCUGCUAGAGACACGGGCUCGACAGGAUCGGUAUUUUGCGACCUCCUGCCCAGAAUUGGGCAGACCGUGCUUCGUUUGCGGGCAGAUCGGACAUACCAAGAAGGAUUGCCCGAAGCGACACCGGAACAACGCAUCAGAGUCCAAAGCAGGCGGGCAGAAUAAGAUGAAAUUAUGCAGCGAAGAGAACAAAACGGCGGCUGGCUGCACUAAAGUAGAACCAGCGCGAGUGCUCACGGAGGAUCUACUUCCCGAGAAGAAGAGAAGACGGAAGAGUAAUUCCGGUGCUGUUGUUCCAACAGCAGCAAAAGCACGACUCAGCAAUCGCGCCGAGGGUCGAUACCCAGCGCUCCUUCAGGACGACGGGUCGAUGCCCAUCGAGUUACCUGCCUCGCUUGGAAAGAUGUGGGCGGCUUUGCGGGCCGCGGGCUCGACUCGUGGGCAACAAAAUGAACCUGGUCUUGAACAAACAGACGAGGGAAAUGCAGCGAGUAAGAAAAGUAGCAAGAAGAGAAAGAAGCACCACCGCGAAGACGCGUUGUACCGCGAGCUAGAACUGACACGAGAUGAAAAAAAACAGCUGCUGACGAUUCCAGUUGAGCUUGCAGGAGGUGACACCAAAAUAAAUGCGGCGCCAUCAAUACUAGAAUCUCAGGCAACUGCACCACAAGACCGUUUUUCCCUAGAAUUGUGGUCCGCUGCGGAGCGGACCGAGCUACUCUGCUCGGCUCCCUCUGAUCACCCCGAUUCAAUGGCCGUGGAUCCGCUGGAGCGGCGCUGCCUGGUUUGCGGCGACCUGGGACACGGACUGGGUCUGGAGAAAUGCCCACGGGUGGCCGAGGAGCGGCGUCGCAAGUACGAAGAAACGCAAGCCUACUACCGAGCCAUACGGGAGCGGGAGGCGGCGAACUCCACUUCGUGGGACCAAGAAUCCUGGGACAAUUGGUAUUGGGACGAUGCAGCGGGUGUGUGGAAAGAAAAAUCAAACAACAAAGGGAACAAUGCUGCGCGAAACGAAAAAAGCAGACAAGAAGAGCGACCACAAUCUGUUUGGGAGGGUUGUUCCGGAGAACGAGCUUUUGGAUCGGGAUCUCGCAGAAGUUCGAAGAAGAGAGCGGGCUCGCCUCAUGCCGAUCAGGCAGAUUUUGCUACGCACCGGCAUCGGAAUUCAUCUUCCUCGAUAGGAAAUCAAGAAAAAAAAGCCUCUAGUCCCGCAAAAUCAGGGAAAAAAAAGAAGUCUUCCAAAAAACAAAAAGCGGCAUGAGGCAUCUUUAGCGACAUACUUGCGUAGUUCUUCGACAGGUUUUUACCAGCGACAUGAUUUUGCUAUCAGAUCUGGAAUAAUUUCGCAGGAAUUGCAAGCAAGUGCCGGGGUAAGUAUUUAUUUUAGUCUGACCGACUCGGACACCUGUAUGAUAGAGCCCCCCACUCG
This is a messenger RNA of Amoebophrya sp. A120, 1855 nucleotides long. The record is from the annotation of a GenBank genome assembly. Lineage: Eukaryota; Dinophyceae; Syndiniales; Amoebophryaceae.